AUCACGUGCCGCUGAGCAAUCAAUCGCCUUAUCAUCACAUGACAGGUCGGAACUUCGCGUAUACCGAGGCGUCCUCGAUCAUCACAUUUCUCCAGCCUGCAACCGCCUUCCAGAUACCCCUAUCAAACGCAUUAUAAUGGCAGAUACAACAAACGAGCCCGCCGCAGCUGCAGACCCCCAGCCUCCGGUCGUCACAUUCAAGAAGCGAGGCGCCAAAGCGAGCCAAAACAUCCGCAAAAGACCCGCGGCGCCCGCAAAACCGCAAAGCGACGAUUCUUCCGAUUUCUCCUCCUCCGAAGACGAGUCCGGCCACCGGAUAAAGCGCAGAAAGAACAAGGGCGCCGGCGUUGUCACCGCGUCAUCGGCGAACACCAAGCCCGUCAACCGGGAAUCCGCUGCAGCAAUCGCCACAGCCGAUCGCAAGGUCCAGAUCGCGGACACGAACGAUGCCACGAAACAUGUCGAGUGGUUUGAUGACGAUGUCAAGGAUGCAAGAUCGCUGAAGGCUCAGGCUGCAUCGAACGACGUACAGGUACCCGAUGGAACAUACAGGGGACUUGCGAACCAGACCUCUUUCAUUAAGAAGAACCCAAAUGCGCCGAAUAAGUCGUUCGGGCCGAUCAAGGGGGCGACGAAUAUUCGUACCAUCACGGUGACGGACUAUUCGCCCGAUGUGUGCAAAGAUUACAAGCAGACGGGAUUCUGUGGGUUUGGUGAUAAUUGUAAAUUCCUCCACGACAGAAGCGACUACAAACAGGGUUGGGAACUCGAUAAGGAGUGGGAGAAUGUCACGAAAGGCAAACAACUCAAGGGGACAGUGGUCGCGAGUGCCAACCGAACGAAGGUGGAGGAUAAAGACGAUGACGAGGAGUCUAUGCUAGAAGAUAUACCAUUUGCGUGUUUCAUCUGCAAGGGACCGUACAAGGAGCCAAUUGUUACGAAAUGUGGUCAUUACUUCUGCGAGCAAUGUGCGCUGCAAAGGUACAAGAAGGACCCGAGCUGUGCAGCUUGUGGGUCAGGGACGAACGGCUUAUUCAGUUCAGCGAAGAGGUUAAAAAAGCUGCUGGAGAGGAAGAGGGAGCUAGCGGAUAAGAGGAGGCAGGAAGCCCUUGAAGCGGGAGAGGAGGACCUCCUCGAGACCCCUGGGAUCGCCCGCCUCCCCCCGGCCCCCCCGGCCCUCCUCCUCCUGGUCCUAGAGAUCCCUGGGAUCGUCCGCCUCCUGGUCCCCCGGGCCCUCCUCCCCCGGGACCUCCUAGAGACCCCUGGGAUCGCCCUGGCCCCCCAGGCCCUCCUCCGCCAGGACCUCCUCGGGACCCUUGGGACCGUCCUGGCCCUCCGGGCCCCCUCCCCCGGGACCCCCCGGACCCUGGGAUCGUCCUCCCGGUCCCCCUGGACCCCCUCCUUUCAGGGACCCCCGCGACCCCUACGCUCCCGGUCCCCCGCCGCCGCCUGGCCCCCCUGA
Aspergillus heteromorphus CBS 117.55 is the source of this 1462-nucleotide messenger RNA. RefSeq names its product U2-type spliceosomal complex subunit CWC24. Bases 137 to 1462 code for a protein of 441 amino acids. The record is from RefSeq and is a predicted model, not a curated record. Gene Ontology annotation, cellular component: U2-type spliceosomal complex. The transcript has 3 exons. NCBI's taxonomy places the organism in Eukaryota, Fungi, Ascomycota, Eurotiomycetes, Eurotiales, Aspergillaceae. Gene Ontology annotation, molecular function: metal ion binding. Gene Ontology annotation, biological process: snoRNA splicing.